Molecule: messenger RNA, 1768 nt
Organism: Micropterus salmoides (largemouth bass)
Lineage: Eukaryota; Metazoa; Chordata; Actinopteri; Centrarchiformes; Centrarchidae
Gene: elmod2
Product: ELMO/CED-12 domain containing 2
Exons: 9
Coding region: 137-1033 (298 amino acids)
Cellular component (GO): membrane
Molecular function (GO): GTPase activator activity
Source: RefSeq, a predicted model, not a curated record
GGAACCUGAACGCACCAGAGCAAGAGUGUUGUCAAGAGAGACUUUGCUAGCUUGAGGACACGGCUCACAGCUUGCAAGUGGAGAUAAGUUUGGGUAUAUCUUUUACUGGCAAUAUUGUCUCUGCGGUAAUUGGAAAAUGUUGGGUUAUAUCUGGCAGUAUGUCUACACAUCCUUCCUGAGAUACUGGCUGAAGUGGCUCGUCAGACAGGCAACAGGGAAAUGUGAGCUGCAGAGAAUAUGCUCCGGUCACAAACCUGGGGCAACAAGGACAACAAAAGCAGAGUAUUCUCUCCAGUCUUCAAAGAACAAGGUUUUAAGAGGAGCUUUGGAAACCAACAAGGAUAAAUUAGAAGAAUGUGUGGAUCAAAUUAUGAAAGUGAAGAAUGUCAAACCCCAGAAAGAUCCGCUGUUCAAGGAAAGCCUACACAUAUGUCUGUUACAGAUAACAGGAUACAGUAGCCUGUAUACGUCUGUGGAAGACUUGAGAAAGGAAGUCUUCAACUCAGAGAACCAAGAACACGAGACCAUGCUGUUGAAGCUGUGGGACCUGUUGAUGCCAACAAUCAAACUGGAGUCCAGGAUAACCAAACAGUGGGGAGACAUUGGAUUCCAAGGAGAUGACCCCAAGACUGACUUCAGAGGAAUGGGCAUGCUGGGCCUUAUCAACCUUGUUUUUUUCAGUGAAAACUACACAGAGGAGGCUCGUCAGGUGUUGUCUCAUGCAAACCAUCCUAAACUAGGGUAUUCAUAUGCCAUAGUUGGGAUCAACUUGACAGAAAUGGCUUACAGCCUUCUGAAGAGUGGUGCUUUGAAACCCCAUUUUUACAACACAGUACUGGGCACACCUGAGCUCUGGCACUUUCAUCAGCUAUACUGUUAUCUGGCAUAUGAAUUUGAUCAUUUCUGGGUUGCAGAAAAACCAGAAAGCAUCAUGCACUUUAAUCAAUACCGAGAAAAAUUCCAUCACAUAGUCAAGACGCAUCUACAGGACCCCGAUGUGUCCCUCACACUGGCCGUCCGAUCUAAAAACUAACACUAUUCACAAAUAUUCCCUGACUUCUCCAUGGUCCAUAACCUUGUUUGAUGUGGUAAAAGAAGGCAAGAAGCAUAAGCAAAGCUAAAGGUUAUAAGCAGACUGAAGCUUGUCGGUCACUUAUAUUCCAGCAUAAAUUUGAAGAAAUAAAUCCCCAUGUAUUUGAUUUUGUGAUUUAUUAGUCAUGCUCUGUUCAUCUCGUCACAGUGAUAGUUAAGGGUUUCAAAAUACAGCACAACUCUAACACCCUAUACCUCAAAAGCUGAGCAUUCCAAGGUUAAAUUACCUUUUUUAAAGAGGAAAUGAGAGCUGCUACAGAGUGAAAACAGGUCUUUCUUUUUUAAGGGUUAAAGUACUUUCAGUGAGCGAGCAGCCAACUUGUUGCGGUCAUUGAAAAAUGGUGAUUAACUACCAUGUUUGUAGAGGUCUUGUUUGUAUUUAUUUAACAAGACUUGCGUGUUCUCACAGUUGUCCUGCUCAGGAAUUUAAUUUUUAUGUCCGGAGACCAUGGCUGAAACUUAAUUUAAGUUUUAAUGUAUUGCCCUUGAUGUCAUCUGUAUUCUGUAAUAUAGGUGAUGUGGAACUCAAAAAUGUUGCUUGCCUCCUUUUUCAUAAAUUUGUAUGUCUGAGAUACUGCAAAGACUUACCUUUUUAUUUUUUUGUUGUGGAAGGUAUGUAAUGAUUAACACAUCUUACUCAAAGUUAAUAAAUACAUGUUAAUGUUUUGAAAUGUCA